Messenger RNA from Pistacia vera, 1406 nucleotides. Its product is annotated as 2-methyl-6-phytyl-1,4-hydroquinone methyltransferase, chloroplastic-like. The record is from RefSeq and is a predicted model, not a curated record. The coding region runs from base 184 to 1194 and encodes 336 amino acids. NCBI's taxonomy places the organism in Eukaryota, Viridiplantae, Streptophyta, Magnoliopsida, Sapindales, Anacardiaceae. Gene Ontology annotation, molecular function: 2-methyl-6-phytyl-1,4-benzoquinone methyltransferase activity. Gene Ontology annotation, biological process: methylation. The transcript has 4 exons.
UUUCUUCUGUUAAUGUGUGUGAUUGAAAUGUAUUCUCCUCCACAGAACCACAGCCACUGGUUGUUGUUUACUUAAACACAACUCUCACUCUCACACAAAAACCUCAUUUCACUUCUGGUAACGGGCUGCAAAUCACUGAAAAUCUGGUAAAAAUCUAAACUUUCUUUGUGGGAUUUUCGUGUUAUGGCGUCUUCAAUGCUGAAUGGUGCUGAACACCUCACGCUUCCCAGAGGCGUAAGCCCAAAGGGGUUAGGUUUCUUGGGGUCUGAUUUUCACGGGAGGCAUAUUCCCAAAUUGGGUUUAAUCUCUAAACCUAGAACCAUAAAGUCUUUGAAAUGUAGUUUGUCAGCUUCUAGGUCGGCUUCACAGCCAAGAUUCAUUCAACACAAAAAGGAGGCGUUUUGGUUUUAUAGAUUUCUGUCAAUUGUGUAUGACCAUGUUAUAAACCCUGGUCACUGGACUGAGGACAUGAGGGAUGAUGCUCUUGAGCCUGCUGACCUCAGUGACCGGAAUAUGAUAGUUGUUGAUGUUGGUGGCGGCACUGGUUUUACUACUCUUGGAAUUGUUAAGCACGUGGAUGCCAAGAAUGUUACAAUUCUUGAUCAGUCUCCACAUCAGCUUGCUAAGGCGAAGCAGAAGGAGCCAUUGAAAGAUUGUAAGAUUAUUGAGGGAGACGCCGAAGACUUACCAUUUCCUACUGAUUACGCUGAUAGAUAUGUAUCUGCUGGGAGUAUUGAGUAUUGGCCAGACCCACAACGUGGCAUCAAGGAAGCAUACAGAGUUUUGAAACUAGGAGGAAAAGCCUGUUUAAUUGGUCCAGUGUACCCAACAUUUUGGUUGUCUCGCUUCUUUGCUGAUGUUUGGAUGUUGUUUCCGAAAGAGGAAGAAUACAUUGAGUGGUUCCAAAAGGCUGGAUUUAAGGAUGUCCAAUUGAAAAGAAUUGGCCCAAAAUGGUAUCGAGGAGUUCGCCGGCAUGGAUUAAUCAUGGGAUGUUCUGUAACAGGUGUUAAACCUGCAUCCGGAGACUCUCCAUUGCAGCUUGGUCCAAAGACAGAGGAUGUAUCAAAGCCUGUAAAUCGGUUUGUAUUCUUUCUGCGCUUCUUAUUGGGUGCCAUGGCUGCAACAUACUAUGUACUGGUUCCUAUAUACAUGUGGCUCAAAGAUCAAAUUGUUCCCAAAGGCCAACCAAUCUGAGAGACGGGGGAGAGGGUUUUGAGCUGCUGACGAUGUGCUUCCAGUUUGUGGAUGUUUCUUCAAUGUCCUGUUUAAUAAUCAGCAAUUGCAUGGCAUUUUGUACUUGUGAAACAGAUGGAAUUCAUAGCAUCUUAAAUUACUUCUUACUUUUUUAAGGCAUCAGGCAAAUUCUUGUAAUUUGCACUUCCCAUUUUUUUUUUUUUUUUUUCCCA